AUGAAGCACCUCUCCAUCGCCGCCACGGCCGCGAUCCUCGCGCAGAAUGUUGCCGGCCAGGCCAUGCUUCGGUUUGCCUGCUCGCAGCUCGUUGUCGAUCGUGUCGACCCCAUCGUCAACCCCGGCAUGCUCUACACCCCCAUCUUCACCAGAUUGUGGUCCACUUGCACGUCUUGCUCCUUCGUUGAGGAUCUCUCCAACUACUGGACUGCUGUCAUGUUCUUCAAGAACAAGGAGGGCCAGUACCAGCGCGUUCCCCAGGUCGGCAACGGUGGUCCCCAGGGCAAGCUCAUCAACAACGGUGGUCUCGAUGUCUACUACAUCCCCAGUGGCAAGACCACUGCCUUUGCCAAGGGCUUCCGCAUGAUUGCCGGUGAUGCCGGUAACACCCAGGACAGCGCCGUCGACAAGAGCAACAUCUGCCACAGGUGCUGGACCUCCACCAACGAGGACCAGUUCAUCGGUGGUGCUCCUUGCUCCGGCUCCGACACCGUUGCCAUCCCCAAGAGCCCCACUUGCAAGAUGAUCCGUCAGACCAUCAUCUUCCCUGCCUGCUGGGACGGCAAGAACCUCGACUCCGUCGACCACAAGACCCACGUCGCCUACGGAACCGGUGGCUUCGGUGGUGCUUCCGGUGGCGGCAACUGCCCCACUUCCCACCCCGUCAAGCUUCCCCAGGUCAUGUUCGAGCUCAUGUGGAACGUCACCGAGUUCUCCGACCAGGGUCUCUGGCCCUCGGACGGCUCUGACCCCUUCAUCUACUCCAUGGAUCUCGGUGGCUCCGCUGCUCACGGUGACUACGUCUUCGGCUGGAAGGACGACACCCUCCAGAGGGCCAUGGACCAGGGCUGCAACCUCAACCACGACUGCGCCGGCGCCGGCCUUCACUACCAGGCUCCCGAGCUGUACAACGCCUGCACUAUUCCCCAGCAGGCUCCCGAGGAGGUCGAUGGCUGGCUCCAGGGUCUUCCCAUGGGCGGUUCCAUCGUCAAGGUCUAA
Messenger RNA from Parascedosporium putredinis, 999 nucleotides. The record is from the annotation of a GenBank genome assembly. NCBI's taxonomy places the organism in Eukaryota, Fungi, Ascomycota, Sordariomycetes, Microascales, Microascaceae.